Vitis riparia (riverbank grape) is the source of this 3961-nucleotide messenger RNA. Its product is annotated as transcription factor MYB3R-1-like. Gene Ontology annotation, molecular function: RNA polymerase II cis-regulatory region sequence-specific DNA binding; DNA-binding transcription factor activity, RNA polymerase II-specific. The transcript is spliced from 15 exons. The record is from RefSeq and is a predicted model, not a curated record. The coding region runs from base 528 to 3488 and encodes 986 amino acids. Gene Ontology annotation, cellular component: nucleus. Lineage: Eukaryota; Viridiplantae; Streptophyta; Magnoliopsida; Vitales; Vitaceae. Gene Ontology annotation, biological process: regulation of DNA-templated transcription.
GAGAGAGGAGAGCUUGCUGGGGAGGAUUCGUGGAGGUCUUUGAGCUUCAGGAAGGGUAUUCAUUUAGCUGGAGAGGGAGGUCAGCUGAAGAGGAGAGAUGGCUUGCUGAUUUCUGGACAACCUAGCUGGAGACAAUUAUUUUCCAGGCAUAGCCGGUGGUGGUCUACUCUCUACACGUUCAACUUGAGAAGAGAGGUGUAAAUAGAUGGCAAGUUUCAAUUAACGAUAUCCAGGUGGGCGUGCAUACGCCGUUGAUAAACACCCAAGAUGCUCGACAUUUAAACUCAAGGCGACACUCUACAAAUUCUACUGAUUCUGUUUGUUCACCGUCGACCUCUUCUUUGGUUCUCUCUCUCAAUUGAUUCUGUUAGUUUUUUCAUUUCAAGCUUGGCUAGUGACGACUUCAUCCUGAAAAAGGAAGCUCCUCCUACUUUUAGGAGGUUAUAACAGUUUAGGGAACAUAUUCUGGAGAGGAUUUUUCAUGUGUGGCAGUUGGAGCCCACAGCUUCAUCAUUCUGUCAAAAACUAUGGAAUGUGCUGAGGAAACAAAUUCUUCAUUCGUUGGGGUCAGUGAUGGUUUUCAGAAAAUGCAACCUCUUUCUGGGAGGACCAGGGGUCCGAUGAGACGUUCCACAACAGGAAAAUGGACGGUUGAAGAGGAUGACAUGCUGCGUGAGGCUGUUCAGUGUUAUAAAGGAAAGAAUUGGAAAAAAAUAGUGGAAUGUUUAAAGGAUCGAACUGUGAUACAGUGCCAACAUAGGUGGCAGAAGGUUUUGAAUCCAGAAAUUGUCAAAGGUUCUUGGACAAAAGAGGUGAAGCAUUAUGGGUGUUUCUGGUUCCCAUGUCAAUUCCUUACAUCAGAGGAUGAAAAAAUGAUGAAAUUGGUGAAAAUAUAUGGACCAAAGAAAUGGUCCAACAUUGCCAAGCAUUUACCUGGACGCAUUGGAAAACAAUGCCGGGAAAGGUGGCAUAACCAUCUGAAUCCGGCCAUCAACAAGGAGGCAUGGACUGAGGAAGAGGACUUGGCUUUAAUGCAUGCUCAUCAGAUACAUGGGAACAAGUGGGCAGAAUUAACAAAGUUUUUGCCUGGAAGGACAGAUAAUGCAAUUAAAAAUCAUUGGAAUUGCUCAGUGAAAAAGAAAAUGGACAAAUACAUGGCAUCAGGUCUACUUGCACAGUUCAAAAGCCUGCCUGAUGUCAAUCAUCAAAACCACUCACUGCAUUCAUUGUCUUUGGGAGUGCAAGAUAGCAAUGGAAAUGACAGUGGUGUAGAACAUGGAAAAGAAACAGAGGAAAUUACUGACUAUGCUAAAACUUCAACUGCUAUCGACUACUCUCAAUCUGCAAAUAGGACAGCUAAUGCAGUUCCAUCUACAAGAGAAGAAUUCCAAAUGAAUGAGGAGUCAAUCCAAGGGAAGGGGCAGCAUAUUAGUCUAGUAUCAGAUUCCAACCGAUGUCACAACUCUGCUGAAGGUGUCAGUUUUUCCCUUCCAGAAAUGCCUGACCAACCCAGAUUCUCCAAGGUCCCUGGGAAAAAUUUAUCAUAUGAUGCUGGAACAUUUGAAAGUAGGGAUUGGCAGUUUGUUUUGCAAGAAUUAACUAAUAUUUCUUCACUUGAUCUGGGCCAGGACUUGAUCAAGGUAUCAAAACAUUGUAUAUGUGCUAGUGGAAACCAUGAAAUGCUACCUGUUUCAGUACUAAACGCUGUGGGGUUAACUUCUAGUGUAAUGCAAAAUGUGGAGGCUUGUUCUGAUCAGCCUGUAAACAUGCUGAUUUCUAAAUGUGAUUGCUGCCCAGUCAUUUUCCCUGAGGCAGAGAAUCAUGAAUGUCUUUCCUUCAGAGAUCAUUUAGACUGCUCAGCUAUCUGUAAUUUGGAUGGGUGUACAGAUUCAUUACAUUAUCAAUCCUCUAACUCUCAAAGCUCUGAAAUUUCAGAAACCUUAGCUUCACAAUCAAUUCAUCCUCUGAGAUCUGAACUGUUGGGAACUUCAAGCUGUCAAACUUCUCUGCCUGUUUCACUUCCUGAUGAUGAUAGUACACCAAUAUUUGGUAGUGAACCCAAUCAUUUAAAUGAUGCUUCACUUGGAACUACAGAACAGGAGCCUGUUACAUGUUCACAGGCUGGUUUUAUCCAUACCAAUGACUCUGCUAGUUCCCCUUGUGAUAAUGGUACAGAUAGCUUUGGUCCGCAUAUCCAAUCAGACAACAAGGAAUCUUCAAGAUCAGUUCAUUUGGAUGCUUUUGUCUCAGGGCCAUCAGAUAUCAUGAAAAAUUUUCUUUCCACAGAUGAAAAACCAAUCAUGCAUACUGAACAAAUAGAUUCAGGAGACAUAUUUAAUGAGACUUGUUGUUUUCCAAGCUUGGAUGUUCCUUUCUUCAGCUGCGACCUUAUAGAAUCUGAUAGCAGUCACCAGCAAGAAUAUAGUCCUCUUGGUGUCCGGAAACUGAUGAUGUCUCCUAUGGACUGCUUUUCUCCACUUGGGUUAUGGGAUUCACCAUCUCAGGAUGUCAGUCAUGAAACUGAUCUGAAGAAUGCUGCCAAAACCUUUGCAUCCUCACCACACAUUUUGAAGAAGCGACACCAUGAGUUGUUGACACCUUCAUCACAAAAAAGAUGUGAAAAAAAACUUGGGAAUGCCAUGAAUCAUGGGUUAUAUUGCACAAAUAGCUUGACAAGAGAUUUUUCUUGUUUAGAUUUGAUGCUUGGUGAGAAAGGUGACAAAGCAUCUUUCGUUUCUCCAAAAAAUAUCCAGAAAAAGAACUCCAGAUCUUGCAUGGAAGACAAAGAAAAUUUGAGUUGUGCACCUGAAAGAAAAAAAGAAUGGAGAAAUGAUGCUGCACUUUCAAACCAUGCAAUUCCAGGGAUGAACUUUGAUCGAAGUUGUCCCUCACACAAGAUAGAGAAAAGUUCCAAUGUUCUUGCUGCUGAAGCUAAAGUUGAUGCUGAUGCUGCUGUCAAAGUUGUGAAACAAUCUUCUGGAAUCCUUGUUGAAGACAAGAAUGACCUUUCAUCAUUCUCUCCUGAUAGAGUUGUACAUAAAAUGAACAGAGUUCUAUGUCCUAGUGCUAGAACUCCAGAAAGUCCAAAUUCUAGACAGUUGGAGGAGAUUGUUCAUUCUGAAUUCUUAUCUGGAAAUUCCUCAACUGCUCAUGGAAAGAAGAAUGGUAGUUGUUCAGGUUCAGUUACACCUGUCAAAUCUGCUCCUUCAUUAACUCCACUCAAGAUCAUGUCUGGAAGCUCUGGGAGUGAUGCUGGUAUUGACAGCAUGUUCUGUGAAACUCCUUACAAAAGAGGAAGUGAAUCUCCUUCAGUACUGAAUUCCCCAUGGUUUAUUAGCUCUUUCCUUCCUGGCCUAAGAACCGGCACAAACAUAACAACUGAGGAUAUAAGGAAUUUUAUGAGCCCUGGCGGAGGAAGCUAUGAUGCCAUUGGGCUGAUGGGACACUUCAACGAUGUAGCUGACUGCCCAAGAAGUUUCGGGGAGUGAGAGUCCUGAACGGAUGUAAGAGGAAAGGCGAACAUCUGGAUGGUUCUAUGAAGAUGGUAAGAUCACUCCUUUCUAUCGGAGCAAUUCAAGAUGGUGCAGCUUAACACAUGCAUUACGUUUCAGUUCUGUUGGAACAAGAGGGACUGGUUUUGGAGAAUUACUUCCAUACCUUAGAAUCUGUAACUGGUUGCAAAUUCCACAAAUUCAUCAAGGCAUAAGAUGAUUAAGGCUGCAAAUUCUACAAAGAAAAGCCAAAAGGAAGGGUGUACAAAAGCUAUGGAUUGGGCACAUCAACAUGAGGCUCCAAAUAUAUUUGUAUUAGUUUUUCCUUUUGGACCAGCUUUGUUGAGUUGAGGAGACUAUAAUCUCUCACACUUUGGUUGCUAUUUAAUUUGAUGUAAUGCAUUGUUGUAAACUCAUAUAUUUCGUUGGGUUAUUUGAUUAAAAUGGAUGAAAUGUUCUCGAUUUGUAAA